AUGUUGAGAAACUUGUCUAGAUCGAUGCGAGUGGCCCGUGCUGGCCCAUCCUGCUCCGUGAGAGCACUCACCACCAUCGGACUUAAUUCGUCGUUGGAGUCUUACCCCACAAAUCACGUUGAGGCUGGUAGUGAGCCAUACUUGACUCCAUCGUUCUACAAUGGUCAGUUGGUCAAAUCUGAGUCCACCACAUGGUUUGACAUCCAUGAUCCUGCCACUAAUCAGGUGAUCGCCAAGGUGCCACAGUCUACAGCGCAGGAGUUGGAGGACGCCGUCACUGCUGCUGACGAGGCAUUCCACACUUGGAAGAACUACUCCAUCAUCAAGAGACAGGGCAUUGCAUUUAAGUUUGUAGAGUUGUUGAAGAAGAACCAUGACAGACUUGCCGCCAUGAUCGUUUUGGAGCAGGGUAAGACCUUCCCAGACGCCAAAGGUGACGUUUUGCGUGGUUUGCAAGUGGCGGAGGCUGCCUGCAAUGCUCCCAACGACUUGAUGGCUUCGUCAUUGGAGGUUUCUGCCGACAUGGAGACCAAGAUGGUUCGUGAGCCACUCGGUGUUGUGGGUUCCAUUUGUCCUUUCAACUUCCCAGCCAUGGUGCCAUUGUGGAGUUUGCCUCUUAUCUUGGUCACCGGUAACACCUGUGUCCUCAAGCCCUCCGAGAGAGUGCCAGGUGCAGCCAUGAUCAUUGCCGAGUUGGCAGCUGAGGCUGGUGUUCCUCCUGGAGUGUUGAACAUCGUUCACGGAAAGCACGAUACCGUCAACAAGAUCAUCGAGGAUCCACGUAUCAAAGCUAUAACUUUCGUUGGAGGUGACAAGGCCGGUAAGUACAUCCACGAGAAGGCUUCUGCUUUGGGUAAGAGAGUACAGGCCAACCUUGGAGCCAAAAACCACUUGAUUGUGUUGCCAGACGCAGACAAGAACCACUUCAUCAACGCAGUUAACGGAGCUGCAUUCGGAGCUGCAGGCCAGCGUUGUAUGGCCAUCUCAGUACUUGUCACCGUGGGACCCAAGACCCAACUGUGGGUCGAGGAGGUGGCCAAGGAUGCCUCUCAGUUGAUUGUGGGGUCAGGUUUCGAUUCCAAGUCCGACUUGGGUCCAUUGAUCAACCCCGAAUCGUUGACUAGAGCCAGAGAGAUCAUUGAUGACUCCGAGAAGGCCGGGGCUACCGUUUUACUCGACGGUAGAAAGUUCAGCCCAGCAGAUGACAAGUUUGCCAAGGGUAACUUCUUGGGUCCUACCAUCUUGACGGGAGUCAAGCCAGGCAUGAGAGCUUACGACGAGGAGAUUUUUGCCCCAGUGUUGUCUGUGGUGAAUGUUGAGACGUUUGACGAGGCUAUCGAGUUAGUCAACUCCAACAGAUACGGUAACGGAGUGGCAUUGUUCACGCAAUCUGGAGCAGCUGCACAGAAGUUCACCAAGAACAUUGCAUGUGGACAAGUUGGUGUGAAUGUUCCAAUUCCUGUGCCAUUGCCAAUGUUCUCUUUCACGGGUAAUAAGGGUUCUUUCUUGGGAGACUUGAACUUCUACGGUAAGGCCGGAGUGACGUUUUUGACCCAGCCCAAGACCAUCACCUCGUACUGGAGAACCAGCAAUGUUGACGAGAUUUUGAAGCCAUCCACAUCGAUGCCAAUUCAGAAUUAG
Sungouiella intermedia is the source of this 1641-nucleotide messenger RNA. The record is from the annotation of a GenBank genome assembly. NCBI's taxonomy places the organism in Eukaryota, Fungi, Ascomycota, Pichiomycetes, Serinales, Metschnikowiaceae.